CGACUUUGGCACGGGAGAAGUCUAGAGGAUCGAGCCAGAGUUAAAGACGAGCGCGUGCGCGUCUAGAAUUUGACAGAAACUCGCCUAUUCUUCCAACACAUCAUUUAACUGGCUUAGAAUUUCGACUAUUCAUUUGCGAGUGCUCAAAUUUGCUUCUCCCCUAUCACAAGGACACUACUCAAAUGGGUCGAAUGACGGCAUUUGAUUGAUCGUCAGAAUAUUAAUCGAGACGACGGCUGGCGUGUAAAGAUACCGAAAAUUAAGAAUUUCAACUUCCCCCUUUAAAACCAAAACAAAACAAAAACAAAAAAAAACAUGGCGGAUUGGUUGGUUCAUUGGAUUGUCUUGUCCUUUUGUCUGAUGCGCUUGUCUGGCGCAAUUCAAGCCGUCGAUGAAAUAAUGACUAGCCAGCAAGAAAAACACGGCGACAAAUUGGAGACGGCCAACGCGACGGAAGUCAACAUUGGACGCGUCGACAUCCUACCCACGUCGUCGACUACGCGGGAAGGAGCGACAACAAAGUCUCACAAUUUGAUGGCACUGCUCAACCCUUUUUCUACGACAUUGGCUCGUAGCGACGAGACGGCCAGUCCAACGGCGCAAACUGUAAUUGUCUCAGUGACGGGCACGGCCGUCACGACGACUUUGAAUGGCACCGAAUUGGCAGACGCAACGGAAUCGACGAUCAUUGCGACGCAACUGCCAUCGACGGCCAAAAGUAUCACAUCAUCCGAAAUGACGGCGACUGUGCGGACGUAUGCGGAUGCUGAAUCGUCCGCAGAAUCGUUCGACAGCGCGGAAUUUUUAUCUUCCACGCCAGAUCCAGCGACGACGACUUCCGUUUCAAAGUUGGCGCCCUUCCCAACUUUGGCCAUCCGACCUUCAACGGCCGAUGUUAAAAACAGCAAUCUUCUUCCAUCGGCUACGCUUUCUCCCUUUUGGCCUUGGAUGCUGUUUAUCAUCAACGGCAAUGCAACGGUGGCUAAUCGUCGACAGCGCGACCUGGGCACCUACCUGCGUCUCAACCUGGCCGCCCGUCUCGACGCCGAUUACAACGACGUUGCAAUCAAUCGCAUUCUUUUGACGCCGCAAGCCAUCGUGGCCAACAUCAGCGUCGAACCGUCCCAUCUAGUGUACGGCGGGACGGGCGCCGCUGGACUAGAAGCUCUGGGUCAGGGCAACGUGACUCUAUUGGAGCUCUCGGGUCACGAGUUUCAAGUCGAUCGCAUCAUCCGUUUCGACGAAGUUGUCGAUCAAAGAGGGAUGAUAAGUAGCAUGGAGAUGUCGUCUAUGGUGGCGACAGUGGGCUCAGAAGUGACAGUGUACGGUGCCGUUGGGGCCGUCUUCCUCUUUUUGCUGGUGGCUCUCCUGCUCGGCCUGUCGUUCAGCAGCCCGUGUAAAGCCGGCGAUAACAGUAAAUACCUGUCCAGUAACAACCUCGGCUACGACAGGGAUCAGAUGGAUAGCAAUUAUUCAGACGGCUUUACGGAGUGGAACCUGUCGACGAUGGAAUUGAUGCCCGACCCACCCCCGGUCAUUUACACGGAACAGUUGGCGCGCGAUAUUGAAGGCGAUGCGGUGCUACAGUUGAAACAUCCCAGCCAUUUCAUACCGUUGUCCAGCAGGAGAAUGUCCCUACCGAACGUCACGAUAGGCGAAUUUCAUCAUCAUCAGCGUAAUCAUCCAUCAGAUGAAUUGCUGAAAUUCCAUCACACCGAUAACAGCCAAUCCCAAUACAGCGCAUGAAUCAUUUAUCCCAUUUUGUUAUUUAUUAUUAUUUUCGCUUCGUUGAUGUUUCCGAUCAAUUGAGCUUUUCCCCAUGCAAAUAGACGAUUCCCCCCUCCUUUGUUUUCAAUUGAUGUAUGAUACAUAAUGUAAUACUAAAUAUUAUAUAACAUCAUUCUAGAGUUCAAUUAACCCUGUCAUCUUCCGUAAAACGUUUCUUUAGCGAAAAUUGAAUGUGAAAAACUGGCAAGUUUCACGACUCUAUUCUCGUUGUUGACUGCCCCGAUGUUCCAUUUCAAUGUCCUCCGCUACACGAAUUUACCCCCUCCGUGCACACAUGAUUGUGUCUGCAGAUUAGGCUUUACGAUAUCGUCCUGUACAUUUCAGCAUAUUAUUUUACUAUAUCAAUACAACUUCCUCGAGUUAUCUCUC
Daphnia magna is the source of this 2157-nucleotide messenger RNA. RefSeq lists its product as uncharacterized. The transcript is spliced from 5 exons. NCBI's taxonomy places the organism in Eukaryota, Metazoa, Arthropoda, Branchiopoda, Diplostraca, Daphniidae. Bases 316 to 1746 code for a protein of 476 amino acids. The record is from RefSeq and is a predicted model, not a curated record.